AUGGCUGAUCAACAGGAUGAUCUCUGUGCUUUACUAAAAGAUUCUGGUGAACCGACCUGGGAGCGGGCCAUUGCCAAAGCCAAAGAUGUUGUUGAUAGGUUAGAUCAUGUCACCCUCAACAUUGCUGUGACAGGAGAGACUGGGAACGGAAAGUCCUCCUUCGUUAAUGCCAUCAGAGGCGUUCACGAUGCUGAUACUAAAAGAGCUGCACCCACUGGAGUCACAGAAACCACCAUGGAGCCCACCAUGUACCCCCACCCAACCAUGCCCAAUGUGAGGAUCUGGGACCUGCCAGGCAUAGGGAGCUCAAAUUUCAAAGCAAAAACAUACAUGAAAGAUGUCAAAUACAAAACCUAUGACUUAUUUAUCAUAGUAAAUGCAUCAAGAUUCACGGAGUAUGACAUCAUGCUGGCAAAUGAAAUCAAGAAAAUGAAGAAGAAUUUCUACUUUGUUCGCACACAGACUGAUAGUGACGUGGCAAAUGAAGGAAGAAAGAGAGUAUUAGAGGAGAAAACACUUGAGAAAAUACGGAACAGCUGUGAGGAUAAUCUCAGAACUCUGGGAUCCCCUCCUGUCUUCCUCAUUACAUCCCAUAACCUGGAAAGGUUUGACUUUCAGGAACUGGUAAAUACUCUGGAAAAAGACCUUCCGGAACACAAGAGAGAUGCUCUGGUUAUGAGUUUGCCUGUUCAUUCCAAGCAGUCUCUUGACAGGAAAUACAGUUUAUUCAAGAAAGCAGCAUGGGCUGUGGCCAUCGUAUCAGGUGCCAUAGCGGCAGCCCCAGUACCAGGUCUGUCACUAGCAUGUGAUGUUGCCAUGGUAGUUGGCUUUCUCACCAAAUGUUACCAUUCAUUUGGUCUAGAUGAUAGAUCCCUUGAAAAGAUGUCAGAGAGAGUAGACAAUGACAUACUGGCAAUGGUUAAAGAAUCAGAACUUGUCAGGGCGAUUGCUAAAAAAAAAACACUUGCAGCAAAGGUUGCAGGAAGACUUGUGGCAGCAGGUGUAAUUGAGGCACUGUGCCUCCUUGUGCCUGUUGCUGGCAACAUAGCAGCAGCUGGAAUAUCUGUUGCCACCACACAAUAUGUUCUCCUGGAAGGGUUGAAUGAACUAAUAAAAGCGACAAGGCCUGCCACCAAGUCCAUAACAGUGUGGAAUGAGGAUGCCAUCCCUCAGCUGCAGGACUGUUUUGACAGCACGGACUGGACAAUAUUCAACAGCCUGGAAGCUCCUGUUGACCCAAAAAGGGCACUGGAGGAAUACACAUCUUCAGUUAUGGACUACAUCAACUUCUGCGUGAACAAUGUCACAAGAAGGAGGACUAUCAUGGCUGAUCAACAAGAUGAUCUCCGUGCUUUACUAAAUGAUUUUGAAGAUAGACAAGAAGCUGAUAGGUUAGAUAAUAUCACCCUCAACAUUGCUGUGACAGGGAAGACUGGGUCAGGAAAGUCCUCCUUCGUUAAUGCCAUCAGAGGUCUGAAAGAUACUGAUCAGGGAGCUGCACCCACUGGAGUCACAGAAACCACCAUGAAGCCCACCAUGUACCCCCACCCAACCCUGCCCAAUGUGAACUUCUGGGACCUGCCAGGCAUAGGGAGCCCAAAGUUCAAAGCAAAAACCUACAUGAAAGAUGUCAAAUACAACAACUAUGACUUCUUUAUCAUAGUAAGUGCAUCAAGAUUUAGGGAGAAUGACAUCAUGUUAGCAAAAGAAAUCAAGAAAAUGAAGAAGAAGUUAUACUUUGUUCGCACGAAAACUGAUAGUGAUGUAGCAAAUGAAGAGAGAAAGGGAGUAACAGAGGAGUCAACACUUGAGAAAAUACGGAACUACUGUCUGGAAAAUCUGAGUAAAUUGGGAUCUCCCCAUGUCUUCCUCAUUACAUCCAGUAACCUGGAAAGGUUUGACUUCAAAGAACUGGUGAAUAAUCUACAGAGAGAUUUUCCUGUUAUGAAGAAGAACAAGAACAAGAACAAGAAGAACAGAGUUACCAGGUUUUUCUCCAUGGUGGCUAAUCUUUUACGGACAAUGUUUCAAGGAAUCCAGACUUGUUCGGCCAAUCGCAGAAGAAACCACCGACCUCAGCAAGCAUGGUAA
This is a messenger RNA of Clupea harengus (Atlantic herring), 2091 nucleotides long. Its product is annotated as interferon-inducible GTPase 5-like. Bases 1 to 2091 code for a protein of 696 amino acids. The transcript is spliced from 3 exons. The record is from RefSeq and is a predicted model, not a curated record. Lineage: Eukaryota; Metazoa; Chordata; Actinopteri; Clupeiformes; Clupeidae.